This is a messenger RNA of Brettanomyces bruxellensis, 5958 nucleotides long. RefSeq lists its product as uncharacterized. The record is from RefSeq and is a predicted model, not a curated record. Gene Ontology annotation, cellular component: Golgi stack; ER to Golgi transport vesicle membrane; cytoplasm. The coding region runs from base 1 to 5958 and encodes 1985 amino acids. The transcript has a single exon. Gene Ontology annotation, biological process: vesicle fusion with Golgi apparatus; intracellular protein transport; endoplasmic reticulum to Golgi vesicle-mediated transport. NCBI's taxonomy places the organism in Eukaryota, Fungi, Ascomycota, Pichiomycetes, Pichiales, Pichiaceae.
AUGGAGCUUCUUCAAAACUUUGUGAGCACGCAAUCUGCUACAGAAGGGGAGGUGAAUGACUCAAUCACCACUAUUGUAGAUCGACUUUCACACUCUACUCUCAUCUCUGAUAGAAGAAGUGCAAUCCUUUCUUUGAAAAGUUUCAGUCGUCAAUAUCGGGAGAUUGUCAUUGCUAAAGGUUUGAAAUGCUUGGUCUCAAAUUUAAGUCGGGAUUCAAUGGAUAAUGACGUGGUUAAAGCUACCCUUGAAACUCUACUUAUUCUUUUCAUUCGUGGCGAAGGAGAUGAAGAUGUAAGUCGAAAUUGGAUCAGUGAACAGGCAAGGCAGAAGAAUGGCAAGUAUCCAUCUCCAACAUUUUUAAAAAAUAAAGUUAAGGCAGAUCAAUUCUCACUUUGGAUUGCAGACGAGUUUACACAGUCUGUCGAUAACAUUGAGUUAUUACUUGACUUUUUAGAAAUUGAUGAUAUGCACAUUAGAAUUUACACAUUGCAACUAUUACAGGCUUUAUGUACGACCCGUGCUACUCGAACAAAGGAACUGAUUAUGAAGAUUCCAACUGCCGUAUCAAAGCUUUGCUCUGCUUUAGAUGAGACAUACGAACCCAUUCGUAACGAGGCCAUUCUCCUUUUAAUGGCUAUUGUAAAAGAUAACUUCAACAUCCAGAAAUUGGUUGUAUUUGAAAACACUUUCGACAAACUAUACCGCAUUAUUGAGGACGAAGGAGGGGUUAUGGGGAACAUCAUUGUACAAGAUUGCCUAACCUUAAUCAACAAUCUUCUUAGCUACAAUACGGUGAAUCAGAAAUAUUUUUUAGAAACAAACUGCAUUGCUAAUCUUUCAAGACUUAUAAGUCAGCCCCUUUCUUUUGGUCAGGCGGAAAAAACCGUGUGGAAUCCUCAAAGAUUACAGAACGUAUUAACGGCGUUGGCUACUUGCAGGCUUUUUGUUCCAGAAGAUACCAAUAAUAUUGAAAAGGCACAGACUAUUUUAGAUCGAUCGAACUUAAUGCUUUCGGCUUUACAACUAGCAUUUGGGUUGAAUAUGCCUACAGAGAUCAGGGUUGCCUCAUUGCUGGUCACUGCGGAUAUUAUUCGGGGUAACAAUCCCAUUCAGGCCAAAUUUAGUAUGAUCGAUGUACCAUAUUUAGACCCGGGUCUACCAAAUACCGCUCAAAAAUAUGAAGAUCCUCUCCCGGUGCUUUAUGCUUUAUUGAACUGGUGCUUAUACGUGAAUUCUGUUCAUUUUUUUGAUCUAAGGGUUGCUUCAAGCACGACACUAAAAGCUUACUUCAAAAAUAACGACGCCGCAAAAAUUACGUUUCUCAGAGAGCAAAUACAUAUUUUUGCAAAGAUAAACGGAUAUUCUAGGAAAAAAUUCAAAGAAGUUGAUGGUGCUAUGACGAUGGGUCAAGUUCAAUCAGAGGCAAAAGAAGAAAACGAUGCAGAAGUAAUCCAUACAGAAGAUACAACCUCGAAAAUGGGGGAUGUCGUUCUUGCUGCGGAAACUGACAAUGCAUCUUCAAGCAGUAACAGUGAACCAUCGUCAGGAUUGUCCGGAAGUUCAACAUCCUUGAAAGUAGAACAUGAAAGGGAACAGGAUGGCUCUGAAAGUAUUGAAGAGAAGAAUACAUCGGAUAACUUAGAUAGUAGUGAUGAAGAUGACGGAGAUUAUAGAACAGAUGGAAAUAUAAUUCAGGAACUUGUAUUUGUGGGUAAGGAAGCGGAAUUAAAUCCAUAUAAAAUUUGGUUUUCAGCAGAUCUUUUGAUUUAUUUGUUGCAUGAAUUUGAGCAAGGUAAAAAACUUAUGAUGGCUGUCACAAUUGGUAACGACGAGGCCGACGAAGAUUUAGUCAAUAUUUUAGAUGCAAUUGGUCAGGCAUUAUGCCUAUGUCUUAAAUUUUCAGACCCUCGUAUACCUAUAUCAUAUACCAUGCUUCUGGUUUGCUGGAUAUGGGAAGAUUAUGAAGCGGUUGAUAUAUGUUUAUCAGAUGCAUCAAUAUUGGAUCAGCUGUUGUCAUUUUUAAUUGACAACUCUCAAGAAGACACAUUAAUUAUGUGUACCGUUUCAAUACUUUUAGGUGUUUUGUAUGAAUUUUCGAGGCCCGAUUCUCCAAUACCCAGGUCCAAAUUAUUUACCAUUCUUAACAACAGAAUUGGAUCAAAUUCAUUUAGUCUUAAGAUACAGCAAUUUAUGCUACUUCCGCAGGUGAAAACAUUCGAUGCAUUAUCGUAUUCAAAGGAAAGGGAUGAAACUGGUUUACCUGAAGUUUUCUUUACGCCAAUAUUCAUAUUCUUGGUCAAAGACAAUUACUACAGGAUUAAGGGUUCAUUUGGGAGAGAUCCAUCCAUCAUUCCUGAACGAAGAUUAAACUUUGAGGCAUAUGAAAAGGUGCGAAUAAGAUUCAAUAAAACUGCACAAGAAUUUGAUGAUCUUAAAAAGCUUUCGGCUGAUAUCAGUAGGAAACAGAAUGAAGAAAAGGCAAAGCUUGAAGGGCAGCUCCAAAAAGUUACUUUGGACUAUGAGCAUUCUUUAAGAGAUCUUGAUUUGGUCAGGAAAUCACGGGAGCAGUUAUCUGAGGAAUUUGAAAGUACAAAAAAUGAAACAUUGAGAUUGAAAGCAUUGGAAAACCAGCUAAGGACUGAAAUUACGGAUAUAUCAUCAAGGUUGGAUAAUGCAUCAAGUGAACUUUAUAAUCUAAAGAGCGAAAACUUUAAGAUGACAGCAAAAUUAAAGCAAGUUACAGAGCAGAAAGGAAAAGCGGAAGAUGGGAUAAACAAAAUGAAUAGAGCUUUGAUGGACUUGACGAGACAGAAGAGUGCGGAUUUGAAGAAAACCAAAGAAUUGGAAGAAUCUCUCUCCAAUACGAGACAGCAGAUGGAAUCACUUAAGAAGAACUUUCAAGGUUCGGCUUCCGAAAAGGAUAACGAAAUUGCUCUGCUAAAGUCCAAAAUUAAUGCGUUGAAAUCGGAACAAGAAGCCUCAACAACAAGUUAUAAUUCGCUUAGCAAAUCAUUACAUGAAACUUCUGACAGGUUAAAAGGAUCAGAGGAAAAGGUUACAAACUUGUUGGGUAAGAUUCAUCAAGCAGCAUCCUUGAUCGAAUCAUUAAAGGAGGAGAAUGAUUCGUUGAAGGAGAAAGUUAAAAGCCAAUCAGCCUUGAUAUUAAGAGGCGAGGAGGAGAAAAAUUCGUGGAAGAGCAAGUCUGAUGAACUGUCAAAGAAAGUUGAUUCUCUACAGGACGAGCUCACAUCUACAUUUGAAGAGUUUUCUACUCUUCAGGAGAGUUCAACAAAGGAAGUGGAUACAUUAAACUCAGAAAUUACUUCAUUUAAGGCGGAGAUAAGUGGAUUAAGAGAAGAGAAAACUACGCUGGAGAAAAAAGUUGAGGUCUUAAGCUCAAAAAUCGACGAAAGAGAGGAAGCAAUGCAAAAAACAGCUUCAGAUCAGGAGACAACAAUAAAAGAGAUGAAAAAUAAUCAUACUUCCACAAUUUCCAAACUGAACUCAGAGAUAAAGGAAAAGGAUACAGAGAUUCAAAAAUUAACAGAGAGAUUGAAGGACGGCGAGAAGAAAAGUUUAAAGACUACGGAUGACCUUGACAACAAAAGUAAAGAGAAUAUACUUUUACAUCAAAAACAGAUUGAACUUGAAAAUAAAAUAAAAGAUUAUAAUUCUGCAAUUGAGAAGAAGAAAGGAGAAUCAGAGAAAUCCAUAAAUGCGUUGCAAUCUAAAAUUGGCGUGCUUAAGAAACAGGUCGAAGAGAACCGACAGAACUCUGAAAAGGAGUUAGAGGAGAAAAGCGCUUUACUUUUGGAAAAGGAAGGCAUAUUAUCAGAUUUAAAGGAAGAAUUGAAAGAAUGUACCGCAAAAUUCGAAAGUAGUAAGUCGGAGAUUGAUUCUCUCAACCGUCAUAUCAAGGAUCUUGAAUCUGGUCAAAAAGUUCAAAUAUUUAAGUUGCUGGCACAAGUGGAAGAAGGCAAAAAGGAGUUUGAAAAGAAGCAAGAAUCUGUAUUGAAUAGUCAGAAGGAGUGGAAGAAUCGUUGCGAUACCAAGGAUGCGCACAUUAAGGAGAUGAAAAUCGAGAUUGCAAGUAUGCAGAAGACAGGUAAAGAUCAGGGGGAAAAGAUAGAGGCUCUUAAAAAAAAGUGUGAAGAUGCACUAUCCGAGAAGACUAAGUCAACUAAAAAGCUUCUUGAACAAGUUGUUGCGCUCAAGAAGAAUGCGGAAGUUGAUAAAAUUAAAAUUAAGAAUCAGGAAGAAAAAUUCAAUGACUUACUGAUUCAGAAGAAAGAACAAGCUGAAAAAUUGAGGACAGAUCUUUUUAAUUUGAAGCAAACCAUAAAGGAUGGUGAUAAAGGAACAAGUGACCUACAAAAGGAACUCGAAGAAACUAGACGGAAACUGCAGGAGAACUCCAAGUUCUUUAAAAAACAACUUUUCGAUAAAGAUGAAUUAUUGGCAAAGCACAAGGAAGAACUCAGGGUACAGUCAACUAAACUUGAAACAAUUUCAAAAAAUGAGGAUGAAAUUGUUCAAUUAAAGGAGAAUAUUUCCUCCAACAAGAUGGCUCUUGACAAAAGCAAACUUUUAAUAGAACAACUUAAGAAAGAAAAUAAGUCGUUAAAGGCUAUUGAAAUAAGGAAUGGCGAACUUCAAAAAUCGUUAGAAAUGAAAGAAAAGGAAAUUUCCAAAAGUGACGAAAAGGUGAAAUCUCUUGAGAAGGCAAAGGAAAAGCUUGAACAAUGCUCUGGCAAGGAACUAGCAGGGCUUCAGAAUGCAAUAAGUUCACUUGAGGAGAAUUUGAAAAUUAGCAAAGAGGAGAACGCUGCUUUGAAAAAUGAUGAUUCAGAAAGAGCAAAGGAAUUUGAAAAAUUGAGGCAAAUGCUGAAGGAAAGGGAGGAAUCGUGUAAAAAGGUAUCGAAAGAGAACUCUAUGUUUCAAGAAAGACUUAAAAGUGAAACAGAAAAGCAUAGACAAGAAAACGAGAAAUUUGCAGAGGAACUUCGAGCCAGAAAGAAAGUGCUUACGAAAGUACAAUCAGAAAGCGAGAAAUUACACUCUGACCUUUCAGAUUUAAAGAGUUCGUAUUCUACCGAAAUUUCAAAGUUGAAAAAAGAAAUUCAAGAAUUGGAGACACGUACUGUGGCAAGAAAGGAUGAGCUAAAAGAAUUGAAGGAUGAAAAUGCCUCAGUUAAGGAGAAGCUUAAUACUAUUAAAUCUCAAAGGAAAGAGGAAGCCGCAAAAAUGACGGAUUUUUCCAAUAAGAUGGAGGAAUUUAAGAAAGACAACUUGGAGGCUACAGAGAAACUUAAGAAGGAUGUAUCAGAUGGAAAGGCUCUUGCUUCGCAGUUGGAAACAAAACUUAAAGAUGCGGAGAAGUCUAAUGGCAUUGCAUAUGAAGUCAGGGAUAAAGUGAAGGAAGAAUUGAACUCCACGACUAAUAUGCUAUCAGAAAGAAAAGAGGCAUAUAAUAAAUUAUCGGAGGAGAAGCACGAAGCAGAUUUAAAACUUGAAACACAAGCCGAACAGUUGAAGACUUUAAAGUUGAAAAGUAAGCAAAGUGAUGCUACAAAAGCCAAGGUUGACAAGACUUUAAAAAAUGCACAAAGUAGACUAGAUAUGGAAACCGAAGAGAACCGAAAGAUAAAAGAGCAGAUUAAGCAACUCCAAUCUGAUCUUGAGAAAGAGAAAAAGAAGAAUAAAGGACCAUCUCAAGAUGAUUUCGAUGAUAUGCUAAUGCUUUUAGAUGCAAUGGAUAAGAAAAACUUGAAAAUGAAGAAGAGACUUCGUGAAUUGGGCGAAACAGUUUUAAGUGAUGAUGAUGAUGAUGAUGAUGAUGAUGAUGAUGAUGAUGAUGAUGAUGAUGAUGAUGAUGAUGAUGAUGAUGAUGAUGAUGAUGAUAAUGAGGGGGAAGAGGAUGAUGGGGAAGAGGAGAAUGGGAACGAUAUGGUAGAAUAA